Messenger RNA from Penicillium samsonianum, 372 nucleotides. RefSeq lists its product as uncharacterized. The transcript is spliced from 3 exons. Lineage: Eukaryota; Fungi; Ascomycota; Eurotiomycetes; Eurotiales; Aspergillaceae. Bases 1 to 372 code for a protein of 123 amino acids. The record is from RefSeq and is a predicted model, not a curated record.
AUGAAGAUGAAUAAAUGGCAGGGCUCGUCUUGGCUUCACCCCGAAGGGUUACUAGACCCCAGCACCACGAUGAGGUGCGAGCCGUCGCUGGGACAUGAUGACGAAGUCCCUCUCUUCACUUCCCAGUCGGCACCAGGUUGCCCCGGGACCGGUGAGCAGAAGGCGGGGGAUAAAUGGGCUCGACUGAGCCGUCGCUGGACGGGAGUGGAAGAGGGGGUGCAAACAAAGAACAGUGAGAAGGGAAGGGGGAAGAAGAAGAAGAAGAAGAAGAUGGAUGGAUGGAAAUGGAAGAUUGAGGAUGAUGAAGAUGAAGAUGGAAGAGGGGAGAUGAAGAAGAGAAAAGGAAAACGGGGGGGAGAGGGGUAUUUAUAA